Messenger RNA from Acanthoscelides obtectus, 18131 nucleotides. The record is from the annotation of a GenBank genome assembly. Lineage: Eukaryota; Metazoa; Arthropoda; Insecta; Coleoptera; Chrysomelidae.
UGUUUUCGUUAGCUUUCGUACGCGCGAGCUCGAGUGUGAUGGCUCCUUUUCUUUAAUCUAGUGAUUUUUUUCUUGAUUAUUUCGUAUUCUACAUACUUUACCAUGUAGAAACUAGAAAUUAUUUCUACACAAUGGAGGAACCUACGUCUGGGGCCCUGGACCCGGACGAGUUGCUCCCGAUGGAUCUGGACGAGCAAGAGGGCUCAGAUCUGGAAGACGAAGAUGAGGAGUUGGACGAACCAGUGCCUUCGCCCUUCCUGUUAACGAACUCCCAGCCUGGAUCUGCAGCAACCUCUGUGGCGUCUUCACCAUCCAAUCUUGAAGAUCUACCGCCACCCUUCAAUUUUACCGGAAAACCCCUGAACAUCAAGAGAGGCCGUGGGCGUCCGCGAAGAGAAGGCGGCAAACCCUUUCGCGGUUUAUCAAGAAGCAACAUCUUUCCCGGCUCCGCCCAACGUGCUCGUAAGCCACGCCCACCCAGUCUAUCACGACGCGGCUUUUUCAGGGGUGGAGCUACGCCAUCCCGCCUAUCCGCCGACUACGAUUUCGACGAUGGAGGCCUCGACCCAGAAACGGGACAGUUUAUCUUUGAGAAGCCGUAUGAGGAACCGGCGCCGUAUUUUCCUGAGCAUUGGCCUGGAAAGGUGUGCGCUUUCUGUAAUUUGGGGGAGAGGAGUCAACUGGGCCAGGGAGAUAUGCUGCGCCUUAACUGCCCAGAAGGUUUCAACCCCCAAAAGCCUACCACCCCUAGUGAAUCCCCCACCUCAGACCCAGCAUCCAAACAAUCUACCCCUGAUUCCAGCCCUAUAGGAGGGGGGGACAAGAGCCCCCGGGUGCCCCCCUUUUGCCGCCGCCAAAAAGGGUUUAACAAGUGCCGUACCCCCUCUGCCAACAGCGAACAUAUAGACGAAUUGACCAUAAUAGGUUAUGCGGAGGUGCCAGAUGUUAGUGCGUUAUUUGAACCCAAUGGACAGUUUUAUGUGCAUCGGAGAUGUGCUAUGUGGUCGCAUGGCGUUACUAGGACGGAAAAUUCUGCACUUCAAAACGUAGGUCCCGUCGUGCUGGAAUGUUCCACCAAGAAAUGUUCAUUCUGCAACCACUAUGGAGCAAGCAUUACCUGCAACACUGAAGGUUGCACCAAAAUCUACCAUUUCCCUUGCGCUACUGCUGCCGGUGCCUUUCAGGAAUUAAACUCGCUCACCACAUUUUGUUCCUCCCACCUUGGACAGGUUGCUAUGCUUUGCGACGCCUCUGUGUGUAAUACCUGUAAGAUACUAGGAGAUAUUGCAAACCUUAUGUUCUGUUCUACUUGUGGUGCACAUUACCAUGGAAUGUGUGUUGGUAUAGCACAACUGCCAGGUGUGAGAGCAGGCUGGCAAUGUAGAAAAUGCAGAGUGUGCCAGGUGUGCAGGAUGAUUGGUGAUGAGAGCAAACUUAUGUCUUGUGAACAAUGUGAUAAAGUAUACCACGCGGGUUGUCAACGGCCCAUCGUUACAUCUAUUCCAAAAUACGGAUGGAAAUGCAAGUGUUGUAGAGUGUGUGGUGAUUGUGGUGCAAGAUCUCCAGGUGCGGGUCUUUCUUCAAGAUGGCACGCACAUUAUACAGUGUGCGAUUCUUGUUACCAGCAGAGAAAUAAGGGCUUUUCAUGUCCCUUGUGCCAUCGCGCUUAUCGGGCUCACGCUCAUAGGGAAAUGGCUCAAUGCACUGCAUGUAGAAAAUUUGUACAUGGUACUUGUGAUCCAGACGCAGAUUUAACUGUCUAUCACCAAAGGAGAGACUUGAACCCAGACUAUGAAUAUGUUUGUACACAUUGUAAAAAUCAGAAUCAAACAGGAAGAGCUUUGGUAUCAAAAAGAUCAAGUACGGAUGACCCAAGUGACCUUUCAGCAUCUCAGGAAUCUUUGUAUGACGACAUAUCCGAAUUUGAUCUACCAUCUCCCGAUGAUUUCGCCAGAAGUAUUGGAUUAGGGAAAGGAAAACCGUACAGCGCCACCAAAAUUGCUAAGAAAAGGCUAGGAUUUCCGACUGGUAUACCUGGAAGGUCAAAAGGAAAUGGUAAGGGGCUAGGUGGUAAGAUGGGCUUCAUCAAAAGGGCGCGACUGACAGAGUUUGGACGCAAAAGGGGGCCAAAGGCUAAAAUGAGAGGGGUGUUUGGGGUACCUGGUGUAGGAUUACAAAAACCAGUGUCUGAUGGGAAGAACGAUGAGGAACCAGGUGUUGAAAAUAGAUUGGUUUUGUGUUCAGCUAAGGAUAAGUUCAUACUUACCCAAGACAUAUGCGUGAUGUGUGGUGCUUUGGGAACGGACCAAGAAGGCUGCUUGAUCAGUUGUGUGCAAUGCGGACAGUGCUAUCAUCCUUAUUGUGUUAAUGUUAAAGUUACUAAGGUCAUCUUGCAGAAGGGUUGGAGGUGCUUGGACUGCACCGUCUGCGAAGGUUGCGGCCAGCGCAACGACGAGUCCCGCCUUAUACUCUGCGAUGACUGCGACGUCUCCUACCAUAUCUACUGCAUGGAGCCUCCGUUGGACUAUGUACCCCAUGGCAACUGGAAAUGCAAAUGGUGCGCGCAGUGCCAGGUCUGCGGAGCCACCGAUCCAGGUUUCAACUGCACGUGGAUGAACAACUGGACCGAGUGCGGACCGUGCGCGUCGCACGUCAACUGUGCCAGUUGCAGUGAGCCCUAUUCGGAGGGGGAUUUGAUCAUACAGUGUGUGCAGUGUGAGAGAUGGUUACACGGUUCUUGUGAUUUCAUCAAAACGGAAGAUGAUGCAGAGAAAUGUGCGGAAGAAGGGUACAACUGCUUGUUAUGUCGACCUAGGGAUGUACCCCCUCCACAUUUGAUUCCUGCGCCUGUGGCCCCAAAACCACCAACCCCAACAAAAAGCCCAGAGGUGAUAAUGAAGGCAAAUCGACACGCAAACUACUACAUGGAUGGAAUCUGUUUGAGCGAGCUAGGCCACAGCUUAAUGAAGUCUCUGGCCAUGGAACAGGGUACCAGGAAGAAACGGAAAAAAUUGCCUACCAUUCAAGAUAAAGAAGCUGGAAUUAUGGCAACAAUAGAAAGCGUUGUUGCUGGCGGUAGUACUGAAACCACCCCGAACCUGGAAGAAAGCGCCAAACUAGAACUAGUAGAUGUAAAAGACGAACCAGCAGAGAUCUACAAAGAGGGUAUGAUAUGGACGAAAGAAGAUGGCCCGCCUCCAGAUGGGUUCACUAUUUUUACUUUGGAGAGCGGAGUCUGUGUUUUGAGGCGAAAGAGGCAGAGAAACCUGCAGAAAUUGGGCAUUGGAGGCUUUUUGGUGAGAAUGAGAGGAAUCAGGAAUGGUCAGGAUAAUGACGAGAUAGAUACUUUACCAGGACAGAUGAAUAGCUCAGGGGAAAUCCCAUCCCUACCACCAGUGACCACCGUGGAUGGUGAUAAGCCUCGUAGAAAGCCCAUCAGAAGAAAGCCCAAAUGCAAACUGGCAGAGACAUUUCCUUCCUAUUUGCAAGAAGCGUUUUUUGGCAGAGACCUUAUGGAAGGAAUUGACGUUAAGAAAGAAAACGUUGACAGUUAUAGUAGCGAUGAAGAAAAGUCAGACAAGUAUAAGUCUAUAAACUUAUCGCAGGAUGAGCUAAUGGCUGUGGCAGCAGUGACAGCAAAACAAGAAAAGAUCGAGCCAGAUUUGGACACCAAAGAUCAGACAAAAGAUCUGAAACCCAAUGUUAUGUCUAAGGAGGAAGAUGAAGAAAACACAGAAGAUCUCAAAGAUGUUUUGGCAUUGCCUGGUGACUUUUUGGAUACUGACCUGGUCAACAGUAUCAUAAAUGAGGAUGAUGAGGAUCUAACCAAGAAUACGGAGUCACUUGAAUUAGAUUCAAAUCUUCCUGACGAUGCAGAACUGGCAGAUACUCUAGGUAGUUCCAGCAACUCUAAAGAUACCAAAGAUGAAUUGAGUGAUAUAUUAGGACCUCAUUUCAACUUAGAAUCAAUACAUAUACCUAACAUUAAUAGCAAAGACGUUGAAGACAUAUUCAAGGGUGUGCUGACUGAUGAAUCUCAGGAAUCCCAAGAAAGCAACGCUUUUCCCAUGCAGAACCAGAGUAUGUUUGCCAGCAACACUCAGCAAGUGAUUCAGCAGCAUCCAAUUGUAGCGCCACCUGUUAGGCCUACUACCUUGUCGACUGUGACGCAAUCUAAUCUGAAUUCACCUGUCAGUUUUCCGUCGCCUUCUCCGUAUUCUGAGUACAGCAACAGUCCUCAGUUCAGUCCAGCAUUCUCCGAGCCCCCAAGCCCAUGGGUAUCGGCGGUUGAUACUUCUGAGUUGGAAGCAGCAUCUGUCAGUUCUGCAGGCGUCUCCUCGACAUAUAACCAGAGGUCCUCGGAAAAAAUGAAAGCAGAUGAAGGUCUUGGCACAGGUGCUACGAUAUCGGCGAUGUUAUAUGCCAACGUCAAUCAUCCAGAGUGGAAGACUGAAUAUCCUAACUGGCCAGACAGAUACAAGCAGAUUAUCAAGAAGUGGAGAACCUUAAGUCAGGAGCAAAAAGCACCCUUUUUGCAAAGGGCAAGGGACAAUAGAAGUCAGUUGAGAAUGAAGAAGGCACAGCAGUCCCAGCCGUCGAAAGACUCCGCCAUCGCAACGCAAUCAGCACCAGCGGCUGCAAUCGCCACGCCCGCGUCACCCUCGACUCAGCAGAAGGUCAUCACGCAGGUGGUGUCCAGUGUCCACCAGGUGCAAGCGCCACAGCAGCAGCAACAACAGCCGCAAGGAAUGACAGGCACCCCCACCACAGAGGUGUGCAGCAGCAUCAGCCACACAUCAGCACCACUAACCCCGUCUGCAGUCUGCAGCAGCUCUGUGUCUGUUUCUUCACCACCAACACAACCACCACAACCACUUUCAACCCCUACCGCUUCUUCACUCCCUUUGCGUAAUGGCACGACGGCGGUUGUUGUGGCCACAGCAACUGGUGGCGGGCAACAGAAAAAUACCGAUCAAGAGAAGAUGGCUUUGCAACAAAAAUCUGCGCGAGAGGCAGAGCAAGAGAGGCAAUGGAAACAGUUGCAAGCAAUAAGGCAACAACAGGCGCAACAUCAACAACAUGUUAUACAUGAGCAACGUGUGCAAGCCCGAGUCCAACGUCAGAUAUCGACCGAUACCAGUCCUCAGUAUCUUCCAGAUCAGCAAUCACCAUUGACAGUGGGGACUCCUACAGAGGUUAGUCCUGUGGCUUCACCAUCACCCAGGCAGUUUGCGAACCUCAAGUCACCGCCUGGGUUUCCCCAUUCAAGCAUCAGGCCCACUACUCCGGGACAGUCCCCUCAUGAGUUCCAAACUGCAGAUGACAGUGAUCCCUAUCAAGCACCUCCAAACACACCUAAGCCUACCUUUACGCCAAGAACUUCCCAAGAAGCAUUCGCACAGAGGGCGCAAGUACCUACGGGAGUUAGACCACCACCUGGACAGGCGUUCAGUGGCCAAGUCCGUUCAGACCAACCAGACAUAAGCAGGCAGCUUCGAGAUUUACUGCAAAGACAACAGUUCAAGAAACUAGACGAGUUGGUUCCUGGUAAAGGGCAGCAAAGAGUUUGGCCACCAGCUGAUCAACAAGAAGCAGAUAGUCAAAAUGCUGGUAAUGUGGUGUCCUCUGCUGAUAACACCUUCAGGCAACCGUUACCACCGAGUGUCGCUAGGCCAAGAAUUACUACUGCUAUUGGUGGUAGACCACUUUUGAAUCCCAAUGCGUUGCGUAUAGGUCUCGAAUCCAGGAUGCAAGGCCUGGAUCCUAGAAUGAGGCUAAUCAUUCAACAGCAGCAACGCCUGGUCCAAACAACAUCCACCGCUCCUGGCCAGCAACAAGUGACCCAACAACAGUUCAUCCGUUUCACAUCCGGAGUUCGUCCAGCAACAGUUGAACAAUACGAGCAGCUGUUGCAGAGGCAACAAGCAGCAGCGGCGGCGAGGCAGGGUUUGCAGGUGGCAGCUGUUCAAAGACAAGUGACAGCUGGAACGGUGCAGUCGCAAGGUGGUGAUGCUGGCGCGCCGGGUGAGGAGGGAAUACCGGAUAAUGUCACUGCAGAAUUGGAGAAACUGGAACAGGAGACAGGUACUAUGGCUGAACUACAAGCUGUGGGCGACAUCCUCGGAGGCCUUGCCGCUACAGCACCUCCAACUGUACCCACAUCCACUUCAGCUUCGGCAACAUGUAUCGCCAACGACGUAUGCGAUGACGACGAGCUCCUGGCAGAAAUGGGUGCCGAUUUCAAUAUUCUGGAGUACGCCGAUCCCGAAUUGGAAGCAUUGGCCAGCCAUGGUGGGGCCAAGACGAAUAUAUUGGAUUUGGAAUUGGAGGAAGAGAAGGAAAAAGAUGCCAAAACUGCUGCGCCGGCAGAGCAGGCUGCUGGGGCAACUGGUGCUCAUGAGAAGGAGGGACAAGUGGAGAACAAAACGGUUGAUGAAGCGAGAGCAGUGAUACGACCUCCACCUUCUGCCACACCGUCGAUAAAUGCUCCUCAGCAAUCGCAAUCGCCUGUUCAACAGCCAACGGCCACUUUGCCUCCUCAGCAUUUAGCUCCGCCUCCACAACAGCAAGUGCAGCCACAAGCUCCUCCUACAGCACCAGCGUUGCCACCGCCAGCAUCGCAUCAACUGACCCCACAACAGAUCUAUCAGCAGAUGUUACAUCAGGUACAGCAAGCUGCAGCUCAAGGUAGACCGAUGCCUCCUGGAUCAAAGAUGCAGACGCCCGAUGGUAUUAUAGGAAUAGUGACGCCUAAUAAUAACGUACAACUGCAAAUACCUCCAAAUCAUCCACAAAGAAUCCUUCUUCAAUUACAACAUGCCCAAAAACUUCGUCAAGCUGCAGCGGCCGCUGUAGCCGCCAACCAAUCUGCCGGUACGCGUAUGCUCCACCCAUUGGCCGGUCUGACAUCCACCCCGAGCACCGGAGCCCCGCCCAGAAUGGCCGUGGCUCCGCCCCCUCCGCCACCGCCUUACCCGGGCCCACCGCCGCCUUACCCGGGCAGCGCCACACCGCAACAGCAGCAACAACCGACACCGCAGCAUCAGCAGGAACAGCCGUUGCUAUUAGAAGACCUCUUGGAACAAGAGAAAAGAGAACAGGAAAAACUACAAAGUCAAUCAGCCAAUCAAGAAGUGACCUCGUCCACUGGUGCGGAAGCAGAAUCUACGCUCUUGAGUGACCAUGACUUCGAAAGGCUCAAAGCUGAUGUUUUCAGUGGAGGCGCUGUUGGUUUGGGAAAUUCUGUUGGUCAAGCAGGAGUACCCUGGCAACAGGCAAGCAGACCUCUCCCGUCGGUCACGCCGCAACCCGCCCAGAUAGACACCACGCCCCGCGUGAAGCCCUUCACAGCCAACCUGCUGCCCGCACCUCCUCUGCCUCCCGAAACAAUUGCUACCGAACAGGACAGACAGACGCAACUGACGUACGAACAGUGGUUGUCGCAUCAGAACGCGGUGCUGGGCCAGCAGUUGAGGUACUACGAGGCCGAGGUUCAGAAAUUGAGGAAGAGUAGGAAGUCACUGAAUAGCAAACAAAGACAAUUGAGAAAAUCUGGUAAUCAGUUAGCAGAAUCGGACUCAGUGGAGUUGCAGCGGAUCGCCGCCGAACAGGCGGUGCUCCAGAAGCAUUUGGAGUCCAGCAGGAAACAGAGCAGGCAGCACGGGAUGCUUAUACAGGAAUACCGCAACAAACGCCAACUCCAACAACAACAACAGCAGCAGCAACAACCGGCAUCCCCAAUGCACCAACAGCAGAGCCCCAUGAUGUCCCCAGCUGCCUCCUCGGGAGCAUCGCCCAUGAACAGCCCCGGGUCGGUUCAAGGGGGCGUGCUGCAGAGCCCCGGCCACGUCAUGUCGCCCAUGCAGCAGCCCAGUCCGAUGCAGCAGCAAAGUCCUAUGCAACAACAGAGUCCGAUGCAGCCGAGUCCGAGGAUGGGGACUCCGCACUCGCAGCAAAGCGAGGGCAGCCCAGCUCCAUCCCCUUCCCCCUCCCAAGUUAUUCUGCCGCCCCCGCCCCCACGAAUGGCGUCUCCACAACAGCAAAGCCGCCGCUCAGCUGUGACUAGCCCCGUGGGGGCCCCUACGGGGACCGUUGGCGUUGCCCAAAUGCGGUUCGCUGCGGUCCAGCAGAGGGUCAGGAUGCAACAGCAACAGGGUCAGGUUUAUCAACAGAAGGGCGGAAGUGUGUCGCCUCUAGGCAGUCCUACGGGGGCCGGGCAGCAUCAGUUGCAACAGCAGUUGCAGAAGAUGCAGCAGCAGCACAUGGUGUUGCAGCAGCAACAAGGGACAGAUGCAAACCAAGCUGACCAGAACGCUCUUCACUCCCGCGCCGCACAACUAAUCCAACACCGCAACCUGAUCAGGCAACAGCUCUCCCAACAACUAACUCAGCAACAACAGCAACAAUUAGUCCAACAGCAACAACAACAGCAGUUAGUCCAACAAGUCCAACAGCAACAACAGUCCAUUGGCCAACCCCAACCAUUGACACCCCAACAGCACCAAUUGAUGCUUCAGCAGCAAAAGCAGCUUGCAGCUCAGCAACAGCAACAGAUCGCGCAGCUGCAAGCAAGGUUGCAGCAACAGCAGCAAGCGCAACAGCAACAACAGAGCAGUCAGCCACCGCAGUCGCCCAUGCCGCCUAAGAGUCCGAUGAUCAUGUCACCGCAUUCUAUGCCGCCAUCUCCAAUGCAGGCACCUCCGAAAAGCCCAAUGAUAAACACAUUCAACAACCCCAACCCCAAUUCACCAGCUGCUCGCAGCCCCGCGUUCCACCAGCAACAGCAACAACAGAGUCAGAGCAGCCCCAUGCACACGCAGUACCAAUCAGCGACUUCGCCGAUGCCCAGGAGCCCAGUGGUCCAAUCGCCGCACGGUAUCAGGCGUCCGCCCAGUGCGAAUAGUAGUCCGGCCAAUCCUGAUCGACCUCAUAGUGUUGAGAACCCGGGGACGCCCAGGACGCCAUCUUAUACGAUUGAUCAUCUCAUACAGGACAACAUACAAAAUCAACAUUCAUCUAUGCAAUACACAAAUGAAAUGGAUAAUGGUGGUGGCAACACGAAUAAUCCUUUGCCAUCUGCUAGUAGCCCUGAGAGUCCUUGGGCAAAUUUGGGGUUGAAAGGUGGAUCUCCUACGGUUGCCAAUCUACCUCCAAAAAGGUACGGAUAUAUCAAACUGGGUCUCCGAGGCGGUUCUCCAAUGUGGAGCUAUGGCAGAGGCGCGAAGAGAAUCCCCACUCCGCCCACCCAAGACAAGCCUAUGAACUUGGAGGCGACAACCGUCGUCAAAAUGAAGAAAGAACCUCAUUUGAGCAAAGUAUCAAUAUUGAAGAGACGAUCGCCGGCCAAGGUGAACAUGCCCACAUCGAGCCUCAACAAAAUCAGUUCGUUAGUUAGCGCGGAUUAUAAUGAAGAUGAUAGCUCAUGUAGUACGCCUCCCGUCACUCCGCCUCCUUCAGCGUCAACCAGUAGAGGGUCAUUGCAGAGAACAAUUUUAAAAAAGGCUGAGGACAUCAAAGAAGCAGUACAUAGUCCAGAAACUAAGGUGGACUUGAUGGACUACGAUGACGAUAACAACACGGUGCUUUCUACUGAGAUUUCCUUAAGUUCUGCGGCGCAGCAAAACGAUGCUGAUGAUAUGGUUGAAAUGGAAACUUUAUCUCAACCAGAUCUUGCGGAGGCUUUAUCCUCCAGCCCUUUAGAAUCUGACCAUAUUUCCGAUGAAUACCUACUCUUCCCCGGUAACAUGGUCGUCGACAUGACUUCCGGUGCCCAUUACUCUGACAAAGACGAAGAAGUAGAGGAAGAAUAUGCAGGAGAAAACAUGCACAUCGUCAUUAGAAGCCCGACGACCAGUGAUGAUGAGUUCAUCAUGCAGGGCAAAGCAAAGAAAUAUAACAUCGUGAAUGUAGCUGAAGGACCAGACUCGCCUGACCAAGAGGAGAGCACUGUGCAACCGUCUCCUGAAGCUGUUGAGGAGGCCAUCGCAGGGUUUGACGGAUCGGAGAUUAUGAUUGUGGAUCAAUCGGCUAAGUUACCGGAAGAUUCCAUCUCUACCAAGGAGGACUUCGAGGAACUCAUAGAUGAAGGUUCAAGAAAAGACAACUUGAAGAAACAAGAACUGACCACAAAGCACAUAAACGAAUUCCACAAAUACGCAAACAUGUACUACCCUAAAAGCGUACAGCAACAAAUACUUCAAACGUCCCCCAACACUACUACUACCAGAAUCGCAAAAGUCAACCAGAAAAUCUCUCUGCUGCAAGGCCCCGUCGUGCAUAACAUCACAACAAAGUCGGGCACAGAAAAAAUCAUCCUAGCGCCCAACACAAAAGUGGUCAACGCAACCCAGCCAUCUAAAGUGACAAGCAUAAUUUUGACGCACAACUCAGCUGUCAGAGGGAAUGUCAUAGGCGUUCCGAAGAUUGUAACCACCAUGGCACCGGCAAUCACUAUAGUUAGUUCUAGCACGUCACAGAUAGCCUCGAUAUUGCCUUCUACAUUCACUGUACCUGUUAUAAGUGCCAGUGCUGUUAGGCAGUUGUCCAACGUCAAGGUUUUGGAUAAGCCUUUGACUACUCACGAUAGUGCCUUGCCAAACAAAAUAUUUGAAGAUGAUUCUGUGUCACCUGAUAGUUCGAAUUGCGAGGAUGAUAAGUCAAAAGAUUCUUCUGAUGAGAAGUUGAAGAAUGAUUCUCCAACUGAUGCUGAUAAGGUACAUGCAUUCGCUAAAAAGGCUGAGACGCCUGAUAAUGUAGCUGAAUCACCAAAGGAAUCAAAACCUGAAGUCAAUGAGUCUAAGAAAGUGGAAAAUAUGCAAAUAACUAGCUUGAAACCCUCAACUAAAGAACACUUGCAGAAGCAACGUUUACCCAGUCCAAUAAUCUCUAAAACAUCUUCACCUGUAAUCAUCCAUAAUACACCUGAGUUAAAAAUGACUGCACAAGUCAUACAAGAAACUCAAACACACAUGAAGAUCACAGCAACUGAGUUGGUAGAGACGGUAGAAGGUUCUACAGAUGAUACAAAGUCUGUGGUUAUUUCCAUACCAUCUCCUACACCUUCCCAAGAACAGAUGCUGGACAAUAUGGCGUUGCAAGCUUUGGAGCAACCUGCUAGAAGGGAGUUCCAGUCCUUUGAAGAUGUUCUAGAUAUGAUUGAAAAUAUUACAGCGGAACCACCGGCUGUUCUAGAGGAAAAUGUCACAGUGAAGGAGCCUCCAAAAAUAGUGAAAAAAGUCGAAGAAAAAGAAAAACCGACAGGUACUCCUCCACCAAAGGAGCCUACACAGCCAGCUUCUAUCAUAACUGUCACCAAAACUGAACCCUCAAACGUGGCAACCACUUCCAAACCAAGCUCCGUCCCACAACUCUCACCUCUCUCUCAACCAAUUGAGCUAACCACCAACAUGGCGAAUGCCUCGCAACAGUUGAGAACACUGUUGAGUUCGAUACAAACCACUUCAACCUCAGCCUCAACCAAUGUCGAAUCGGUGGUAAAGAACACCAAUCAGAAAGUGGUGAGUUGCUCGUCGCCUUCGGGUAGUCAGCCGGUGGUGACCUCAAGGGUGAUACAGCAGUCAGCUGGUAGACAGUCACCAACGGUUAGUUCGGUUAUCGUGCCGAAUUUGAAGCAGAAGGUGAAUCCACCUAGGAGUAGUCCUGUCAGGGUGCCCGCGAGUACGCCGUCUAUACCUGCACCGCCGCUGACAUUGAGAACCUCUGCAGGUCUUCAUACUACAACCCAGGAACAACCCAAGCCCACCUCAUCUGCACCAACCACCCAGCAAACCAGCUGCGUAAUAACCCAGCCAUCCACCACCACUCAGAAGCCUCCAGUGAUGCAUUCCACCAACUCAGAACCCAAAAAACCAUCUCUAACCCUCACCGCCAUGCUCCAAAACCAACCUGCAGCCACCAUGACCACCAAGUCCUCUGCAGAUACUAUUACGGCAGCCAGUUUGCUGGGCAGUUCCAUCAGUCUUAGUAAGACCGGGUUCACCACUGCGCUGGUGCAGGCCCAGCCUAAUGCUGUUGUUACGCUGGCGACGAGUAGUACUGCAAGCAGUGUUGCCACGUCCACGGCCGCAGUCAGUUCGACUAUUAUUACGGCGCCCGGCUUCCGAACGACGGGUGGCACGACGAAUUUGUUACAUACUCAGCUGACAAAGGUGGUGCGUAGCAAAUCAACGGAAGAACGCAAAGACCCCAAAGUAGAGGACACAAAACACGACGUCCUCGAAAACGCUCUAACAUCAUCUGAUGACAGCAAAAUACCAAAUCGCUACAGCACUAUGUCAACACCUUCGAUAAGCCGCACUGAAGACUCCCAGAACGUGCUUUUGAAGAAGCUGUUGCAGAACACAGCGUGUGCAAGCACCCAGAGCCCACCUCCCAUAUUAGCCACGACGACGUCUACCACCGCACCAACGAUCACCAAUGGUGAGAAUGUGUUGGUGAAGACCAGCACGCCGACGUUGUCGUCUCUGUUGCCGCCUGCUAUCAAGACUGAGCCGCAGACGGUGGUGACCACACCACAGCCUAGACCUACUCCUCCCAGAACCCCAAUAAGGGAAACAUCGUUCGUAUCAAGUCCCGUAACAACACCUACUUCCAUGCCACCAAGCACUGUUGCCACCCAGCAGCUUCACAUUGAUGUCAAGAAAUGUAUGCCGCCCAGUCGAACACCCAGUAGAGAUGAUCUGUUGUCUCCUCAGACGCCAAAAUCGUCUUGCAGUCAGGAUUCCAGCUUGCAAACGCCACCUUUAACUAUUAAGAAAGAAAGACAAGAAAUGCCACCAACCUCACAACACCAGCCCAGUCCAAUUCUGACACCUCAAGAGGUCAAGAAGGAGUUCCUGGACGAGUCAUCCCAACACAGCACAGUUUCAGACCACAGCCGACCUGACGUUCAAAUGAAGGAAGAAUUGGAUGCCAUCGAAACGUCUACAGAGAAAGCUCUAUUGGACAAAGAGGAACUCAAGAAACAGAAACGUAGAAUGUACCAACAGAAAAGAAGGCAGAAUCAGAUUCUGAAUAAGGAGCAAGGGCAGCCGAAGAAAAGGCCUAGGAAGAAUUCCAAGAUUGAUGAGGAUUACGAUACGUAUAUAGACGGCAUAUUGAAUCAAUUGAGGCAACUGCCGCCCAUGACUGUAUCUGAACCUGUUCUGAACAGGAAUUAUGGUGCUGUGCCAGUUUUUGGUGCUGGUGAUAUGUCCAAGUUGGGGAACAAGAGCUAUUCCUCGCAGUUUGGUGAAUUAGUAGGUUCUUAUGGUAAUGCAGAACUUCCUGGCUUCACAGAUUAUUACAACACUAAGCCUUAUGGCGAUUUGGAGGCUUUGCCAGAAAAACCGGCUGCAUCCACCCAACGUGGCUUCUAUGACCAAGAGUUUCCUCUCAUCAAAUUUGACACAGAUGAUGAUAAAAAAUUUGAUCUAUUCUGCAGAGAAGAUACUCCUGAUACUGUGCUCAGUAGUUCGUCACCAGAAUGUUUCAGGUCCGAGUCUCCUCAGCAGAAGUUCUUAGGCUUGAGGUUGAUCAGCGAUGAGGAAGACGAAAGUGAAAGUGAAGAAAAAUUACGAAAGGGCAGACUGUCUCCUGUCGUACCCUUGAUCAAACCUAUACCCAUCAGGCUGAAACCUGCUGGCGGAAUGUACCUCACUGAUCACACAGAUAAUAAAGAAAAUCAACCGGUCAUAAGUCACGAACUACACAUGACUUCUAAGCCUGAGCCCAAACCUUCUCCAACCAAAGAAUCUGGAAAUGUAACACUAACUUUGACGUUAACAUCAUCUGCCGCAGAAGAUAUUAUAGGGGUACUAAGAGAUCUUGCUAAUAUUCUUCACAUACCUGCACCUACGAGUUAUCAGAUAGUGGAAAGAAGUAGUACUCCUCCUAGCCAGAAGCUGGGGCUGUAUAGAACUAAAGGAAAAGAUGGUAAAGAAGGAGCUCCUAUUGACAUCCAAAGCAUUUUGAAUGGGUCUGCGAAAUUCUGUAAGCACUGCGAUGUGGUCAUCUUGAACAACAUGAUCAGAAAGAAAGUUUCUGAUUUGCCAUUCCUUGCAAAAGACUCUGAGCUGCUAAGCGAUGGCGACGAACUCUAUUUCUGCAGUUCUACUUGCUAUAUGCAGUUCGCUCUUAUGCACAGAUCUCCAUCCAUUUCUGAAGACAAGGCUGCUGCGAUUAUAGAUCACCUUUCUCAAAAGGAUAAAUUAGAGCUAAAGUUGAAGAAACCUCUAUUCGAAAGCUCCGAUAGCAAAUCACUGAUUGCCCAAAGGCUGUUGAUGGAUACCAAAGAUUUCAAGAAGGAUGUUGAAAUGAUGGACACUAGCGACUUUUCAUUCUUCAGUAGACUAGAUAAUAAGCAUAAACUUCAAAAUCAAGCAGAUUAUAAACCCCAAGUGAAAACUAAAAUGUAUAAGAAUGUAAGAUACAAGUUGUGGGCGCCUGGGUGUUUGCAACCGGCUCAGAAAUUCAAGAAACCUACUGACAAAGAGAUCAUGGAGCUACUUUAUAGGAUGCAGAUUACUGUGACGCCACCAAAAAUGCCUGAUGAUACUAGAAAGUGUAUGUUCUGCCAGGGGGUCGGGGAUAGCGUGGCUGAUGGUCCCGCAAGGCUGUUAAAUUUUGACGUGGACAAAUGGGUCCAUCUAAACUGUGCCUUGUGGUCCGAUGGUGUAUAUGAGACAGUGAAUGGAGCUCUGAUGAACUUGGAAAACGCGAUUCAAAUGAGUUUGACCACCACCUGCGUCCACUGUAACAAAUUGGGAGCCACCAUCAGGUGUUUCAAGACAAGGUGCUCCAGCGUGUACCAUCUAAGCUGUGCGGUAAAGGACAACUGUGUGUUUUAUAAGAAUAAGACCGUCUACUGUAUGGUUCACAUUCCUAAGAACGAAAAAGACAAUGAGUUGACUACGUUAUCGGUGUGGAGAAGAGUUUAUGUUGACAGAGAUGAAACUAGACAGGUGGCGGCUGUCAUGCAUCAUUCUGAUUCCAACAAUCUGCUCAGGGUAGGCAGCCUGAUAUUCCUGAGCGUCGGCCAUCUUCUUCCUCACCAACUGCCCAAUUUCCACACUCCCAACUACAUUUAUCCGAUCGGCUAUAAGAUCAUCAGAUUCUUCUGGAGCACCAAGAGGCUGAACAAACGUUGCAGGUACAUUUGCUCCAUCCACGACGUCAACGGUAAGCCGGAGUUCAGAGUUCUGGUACAGGAGCAGGAGGAACAGGACAUCGAGUUGAAGGAUCCUACGUCAAAGGGUGUUUGGCAGAAGAUUUUAGAUCGGGUGGUAAACUUGCGAAGCCAAAACCAGUGCCUUCAUAUGUUCCCGAAGUUCGUCACCGGCGAAGACCUGUUUGGUCUUACCGAACCGGCCAUAGUGCGGGUACUAGAAAGCCUUCCCGGUAUUGACACUCUCACCGACUACAAAUUCAAAUAUGGUCGCAACCCUUUGCUUGAACUUCCAUUAGCUAUCAAUCCUUCUGGAGCUGCAAGAACAGAGCCGCGAUCCCGAAAUCAGCUACACUGGAAGCGACCGCAUACACAGAGAACUCUUGGGCCAGCGGCGAGGCCAUUAUUUGGACACCCACCACCACCGGGUCUAUUAUCUUCAACCGUUACUCUAGGAGAACUAUCCUGUCCAUAUAGCAAGCAGUUCGUUCAUUCCAAAAGCUCACAGUACAAGAAAAUGAAGCAGGAGUGGAAAAAUAAUGUUUAUCUAGCAAGGUCAAAGAUUCAAGGUCUUGGUCUGUAUGCUGCUAGAGAUCUGGAAAAACAUACCAUGGUAAUUGAAUAUAUUGGGGAAAUCAUCAGGACAGAGCUUGCAGAAUGUAGAGAAAAGCAGUAUGAAGCAAAGAAUCGCGGUAUAUACAUGUUUCGACUCGACGAAGAAAGAGUGGUAGACGCGACGCUUUGUGGUGGCUUAGCAAGAUACAUCAACCACUCCUGCAACCCAAAUUGUGUCGCCGAGACUGUAGAAGUUGAUAGGGAUGUCAGAAUUAUUAUUUUCACUAAACGCAGAAUACAGAGGGGUGAAGAGUUGUCAUACGACUACAAAUUCGACAUAGAGGAUGAUCAACACAAGAUAUCCUGCAUGUGCGGAGCUCCGAACUGCCGAAAAUGGAUGAACUAACUUUGUUUUCUAUUUUAUCGGUUUGCAAUGUUUACGUUGUUGGAAGGUUAAUGGAAAAAAUCUAAAAUUAAGGGGACGGCGACUCUUCUCAACUGAUACAGAUAAAAAGUCAUUUUCUAUUUUUUUCCUUGCAGAAAAAAAAUCAGUUUUUACGCAGCCUAUAUUUUACCAAAAAAAACUGAUAUUAUUGGCAAUAUGGCCGAUAAUACGUGAGUAUAAGGGAUGAAAUCAUCAUAUUGCUUUCGUUCAUCCGACCAAAGACAGCCAACAAUGAAUUCAAUACCUUAUCAUAUAAUAAUUCACAUAAUUAUUCAUUUUGAUCCGGUAAAGCACCUCGUUGACAUUGUACUGAUGACCCUCAUCCGCAUGAAACAAGUGCUGGUUUCAGAUUUGAAAAAUAACUUUAAAUUUAUUCGUAUAUUAAUGGUAGUGCUAAAUUAUGGUGACCUUCAUUCACUGUGGGUGAUAUCUGUUAUUAUCCAGAGAUAUAAGGUUUGUUGAAGAGUCGCCAUUGUCUUAUCAGACUGUCCACAGUGCCAUUUUGAUACAUUCCAGGCGAUGUUUGAAUGUUAUAAUUGACAGGCAUUUACAAAUUUGUUACCCAAUCGUGUGAUGUGGUAAAUACUCUGUUCGGUAGUAGAUUGAAAUAUAAAAGUGACUUAAGUCAUUAUCAACGUUCAUUCAUGUUCCAACAUUUUGAGUGAGGUGCAGUUCAGCAUCAGUAUCUUCAGCAAAGAGGGAGAGCAAGUAAAAUCAAUCGGGAAGAAUCAUAUUAUUAUAUUUUUGAUUUUGCAUGGAUUGUAUCUAGGUAUCGUGUUUGUAGUAUUCUUUUUUCAUUACGUUAGAGCUAUUUUUUUUGAUCUACUAGACAGAAAAUUUACCAGACAAGACUCAGUCUAGCUUAGGGACCAAAAGUUGUAAUCCCGAUUUUCACGUGUUGUAAAUACAUCGUACUAUUUAUUUUUACAUAUGAUAUUUAUGUUGUGCUAAUUGUAGGUAAUCAUUUUAUAUGCCAUUGUUAGUGUGUAUUGAUCUAACAUAGCCUUCAAUCGCCUUAAAAGAAUUUUCGUACGGAACAUGAGUAAUCAAGAAAAAUUGCUGUGCAAUAUCGAUUAUGAAGCAUACGUUGAUGUAUGCUUCUGCACUGAUAGACGAGCAACUAGAUUUUCAAAUUUGAGAAUGACUAUUUGGAUGCCAUGAAAUUAUGGGGUAGUUAUUGCCUAUCAGUGUGGUGACUCGGGAAAAUCUAGGUAAUUUUUGUUUUGUGAAAAUAUUGAGGCAUAGUUGAAUAUCAUUACAUAAACUCAAAAUCUCGUCCUCCGUCCUUUUGGACAUUUGUAUAUUUUUAAAUGAACAGAAUAAUUUUAGAAACAAAAAUGUUGGGUAUAUCAUUAAUGGCACAAUGAAUAUAAAAUCUAUGACAAAAUUCAAAGGAUUAAUAUCAAUAGUUGUAUAUACAGUUUUUCAUAAAAAUGUUGCUUGAGCGCAAUCUAGGAUGUGAAUUCAGCCGAUUAUUACACUGAGCAUUAAAAAAACUUAUUUGCUUUGUAUUAUCAUCUACAAUUCUUUAUAGUUAUUUCCAAACUUCUACUUGCAUUAUGUGGUUUUCUAGUUAUCCUCAUAUUUUCACAAAAAUACGUCUCUCGAGUUUAUAGUUAUUUUUUUUAUACUUUUCCUAGUUAUUAUAUUGUAGUUUAAUGUUUUAUGCGGACAAAGUCCUGGAUGUUGUUAUUUUUUAAUCCAUUGUAUAUUUUGUUUUCUUUAUCACUAGCAUAUGCGGAAACCCUUUAUUUGUAACCUUUUUACUAGGGUAUUUUAGAUUUUUAAUUUUGCAACCUAGUUUGCUUGUGUACUAUAGCGACAUUUUUAUUAUUCAAGUGACAAUCACUUUAGUAAGUUUAUUUUGUAUUAAAGCACUACCUGAAUAUCGUUUAAAUAUUGUUUAUGUACAAAAUAUCAAUGAUUGUAUAUGCAAUAUAGUUGUACAUAUAUAUUCUAAAGAAAAAA